AUGCUUUUCGCUUUCUUUGCGCUCUGCGCUCUUACGCUCUUUGCUCCAAGUGUUUCGGCCGCUGUGCGCUUCAGGCAUGAGGCCCAUGGCCUGCAGCGCCAACGCCAGAAGCAGCUCGCUGACGACGGCAAGGAAGAACGAUCCCUCGACAAGCGCCAGCUCGUUGUCCCUUCCAUUGAUUCGAGUAUUCUGGAGAGCAUCAUGACCCUGGCUGCUGAAGAGGCCACCGCCAGUGCUGCUUUGCCCACGCCCACGCCCGAUUCCACCGUGUAUUCUUACUACUACCCUUCGCCCUCUGCCAUUCCAACCCCCAUCACCCGGCAGAGCCAGGUUGAGACCACCUACAUUCCCCGCAUCACCACAUGCAAAGGCCCUCCCGUCGCCUUGGACGUACUCGAGCAGUCCACCUUCCCCUACCGCAACUCCACCUCUACCAUCUUCGGCCGAGGCCCCAUUACCUGCGACACCCUCUACUACACUGACACCACCACCAUAUGCGCCACAACACUCACCGGUGUCGCCAGCAAGGUCACCAUUUCUCGAUGCACCCAGGAUGUGACCUUCUCCAGCGAGUUUGACGCCACCAUGGUGACGUCACGCUCCAUCGUGACCGGCAGCGACGGCCACCUUUCGACCAUCACCGACGCGCCCUCCUUCCAGCUCCGCACUACUUACUACAUGGCUCCCUGGCAAUCUCUGACGGCUAACACUGGCGUGCUGCCUGCCGACGUUGACGUCAAAGUUUGCCAUCCGCGCCCCGGCAACGGCACCAUGGAAGACUGCAUACGCAUGGAGGAAUCUUGGGCCGUUCUUCCCGUCACACUGACGUCCACCUUCACCAGCUCCGUUGAUGUCCUGGCUACCCUGACCGAGGGGCCUGGUGAAUAUCUUGUCGGCACUGUGCACGGCCAAUUUGUUGGUAACACGACCACCGUGAGCCUGUCGACCGAAAUGAUCCUGAACCACGUCUAUGAGGCUGAAACGAUAAGUCGAGCACCAAGGAUUGGACCGUUUGCAACCGACUCCGGAUUGCCGGGAACACCAGUCAGCGCCCCGGCCAUAGCUACUGCAACCCCAAGUGAUACUGGAUCGCUGCCGACAAUACAUUUAACAAGCACGAGGACAAGGACAAGAACGGUAGAGGUGGCCUCUUCAACUGCCUCUUCAACUGCUUCUGAGGACGAGGAAACAACCACGCUCACGGAUCAGAGCACAUCAACACUCUACACCGGCACCUCUACAGUCUAUGUAGACGAUAAUCUGCUCUUUACUGAAAUACCGUCUGCUGCAAUGUUAUUCGCAGAAAGUCAAGUAUCGACUCCAGCGGUGUUUGCAAUUUCGGAGACUUCUACGACGCCACUUUCUACGCCGCCCGAUUUCUCCGAUAGCCUAACCACAACUCCAACAGCCAUCGUGAACAACAUCAUCUCUCUCUGGAUGCAGGCCCUUUAUCCUUCGGUUGUGGAGCCUGCUGUUGUGGAGUCCACCCCAUCUUCCGUCGAACUUCCACCAUCCUCCCUGGCUCCGUUAGUCGCUGAAUCAAGUUCAGCUGCACAAUGGACCCCUGAAUUUGCGCCUGUCACGCAAAGUCCAAGUGCUGGAGCAAGUCCCGUUUUAGUGCCGCCCCCUUUGUUUUUGCAUUCAUACCCGACAGUGCCUUUGGGAGGGAUUGAGCCAUCAGCUACGCCGUCUCUUUCAACCCCAGUGCAAGCCGCGACGUCGGCUACAUCAGCCAGCCCCUCCUCGUUUCCAAUAAAAUGGCUUAACACAACGAUUCCGCAACGUCGUUAG
Messenger RNA from Diplodia corticola, 1791 nucleotides. RefSeq names its product SCL-interrupting locus protein-like protein. The record is from RefSeq and is a predicted model, not a curated record. The transcript is spliced from 3 exons. Bases 1 to 1791 code for a protein of 596 amino acids. Lineage: Eukaryota; Fungi; Ascomycota; Dothideomycetes; Botryosphaeriales; Botryosphaeriaceae.